Molecule: messenger RNA, 867 nt
Organism: Phoenix dactylifera (date palm)
Lineage: Eukaryota; Viridiplantae; Streptophyta; Magnoliopsida; Arecales; Arecaceae
Product: mitochondrial import inner membrane translocase subunit TIM14-1-like
Biological process (GO): protein import into mitochondrial matrix
Cellular component (GO): PAM complex, Tim23 associated import motor
Molecular function (GO): ATPase activator activity
Source: RefSeq, a predicted model, not a curated record
GGGCCUUUCAGCUCGGACCGAUGACAACUAGAGCUUUGGCUUGGGUGUCGAACAUUUUUCCUUCUUUUUUCUACCGAGGUUGCGAGGGAUGGAUGGAGGCGAGAGGCGACGCUGGUAGAAAACCUCGAUCAGUCUAAGUGAUCCCACUGAUGCUUAUCAUCACCUUGUCUGGAACUCGCGAAAAAUGGUUCUACCAUUAUUAGCAGGACUAGCAGUUGCUGCGGCUGCUCUUGCUGGUAGAUAUGGAAUCCAAGCUUGGCAGGCAUACAAGGCACGGCCAGUUGUCCCCCGGAUGCGCAAGUUUUAUGAAGGUGGCUUCCAGCCUACCAUGACUAAAAGGGAAGCUGCUCUCAUUCUAGGAAUUAGGGAAAAUGCCACACCAGAGAAAGUAAAAGAAGCGCACAAAAAGGUGAUGGUUGCUAACCAUCCAGAUGCAGGGGGAAGUCAUUACCUUGCUUCAAAAAUUAAUGAGGCAAAAGAUGUGAUGCUUGGGAAGACCAAGGGUGGUGGUUCUGCAUUUUGAUUUUUCUUAUGUCAGAUAUUCAGCAUUGGUCCUUCGGUCAAAGCAAGACAGCAUGGAUCUUAAUGAUCUGAUUGUUUUGAGUAUGGAAUCCAAUCUUCUUGGACCAAAGAAAGGGUUGAAAAGAGCUGUCUUGGAACCUGACUAAGCACCAUGAUAGAUCUGAUGAUAUAUAAAUUGAUAAAGGUAGGUCGUUUGGAAAUUCUGCUUCACAUUCUGGGACCUCAGUGUAAAGAUUAUACAGCCUGGAAGUUCUUUUUGUUUUUACUUUUUUUAUAAAUAAUAUCUCCACCUCAAAGCAGAACUACAAUUUUUUCCAUGUUACUGAAAACUUUCCCAAAUAGUUA